This is a messenger RNA of Rhopilema esculentum, 1803 nucleotides long. The record is from RefSeq and is a predicted model, not a curated record. NCBI's taxonomy places the organism in Eukaryota, Metazoa, Cnidaria, Scyphozoa, Rhizostomeae, Rhizostomatidae.
UCAACUACCUACAAUGAACAGCAACUGCCUGAUCCAAAGCAUAAAACAAUUUAAUUGCAUUACUGUGAAAAGAUAUUGCAUGUCUAGUACUGAGGGGAAUCUUGAUUUUGAAUGCAUUCGAAUGUGUAUUUUGUGAUUUCAAAGGCUAUUUUUAAAAAAGUCUAUAAUUGCUAAGAUUUAGAAUGGUUUGAAUAAAAUUACCAAAUAUAAUUUCUAAGCCUCACUUUGUUGUCUUUCAUGUACAUUUAUCUAUUAAGUAUUUUGGUACUGAUGAAAAUUAACUUAUUGAAGUAACAAAGUCAUGAAAAGUAUGAUGAUUUUCAUCAUAUUUUUCGAAAGAGCUUUGAAAACUGUUCUACUUAUGUGGUAUAAAAAAUGGUGAUCCUUUAGUAAUGUUCACGUCUUUCACUGGCCAUACCUGUCAAUCAAUAUCAGCCAAUGAACAAGCGUGUGAGUGUUAUCACGAUCACUGAUUGGUCAAUUGCUGAUUGACAAAAGGAUUUGGCCACUUAAAGUGCCCCUUCACCUUGGAGGGAGUUUAUGAAAACAAAAGACCAAUGAACAUAGGAAGUUAGAAAACCAUUUUUCGUUGUGUAAUUGUAAAGAAAUUCAGAAAUAUAGGGGUUUUAUUUCACACCCCUCGCGAUGCAGUACCGCGUUUUAAGGGUGGACUGGGAAUGAGCCUUAGCUACGUCAUACCGGGAACCCAUAUUGGAAUCGUAUCUCGACGAAGACCGUGUCUGUGCGUACUUUGUUGAAUCUUUCCAAUAUUUUACCAUGUCUUCUUCCGAAAGCGAUGUGUCUAAUGCGAAUGGUAGUUAUGAUUAUGAGUCUGAAGAGAAUUAUGCUAUAGAGGUUGAGGGAAACGAGGAAAUAGGUGCCGCCGCGGCCGCUGAUGUCGAUUCAAGUACGGACGAUGAUAAUGGCCUACUCGAAUACGAUCCUGUUGCGGACGAAGAGUACGUUCGAAAUUAUGAAAGGGCUAUUCAGGAAAGUCGAGAAGAAGAAAACAUCUUAUCGAGACGUUUUGAAGGCAUUGAACAACUGGACUCUUGGUGCAAAUGUGGAAACUGUGCUAUAGACAGACUUGCCAAUGCUAGAGAAUGCAAAUGCUGCACUGAAAUUAAAGGUUGUAUAUCAUCAUUGACAACUGUAGAAGUAAGGCAAGAUAUUGGCGAACAGACUCCAACAUGUGUGGUUGAGCACCCUGGGUUUAAACCAGUGUGCCUCAAUAAAUGGUCCUUAGGGGUGAUAGCACAGAGCUUUAAAAAAAAAGACAAAACAAGAUACAAGCGUACUGGAUUUGAAAAUAAGUUCCUACGAAGUAUCUCAUACAGAUCCUUCACGAGGUUGAUACACGGUCGCCUUGGAAACAAAAGAAUUCCCUUGCCGGCCUGUGCAUAUAAUGCAAUUCGACAAGAAUUUCCAGUUUUGGCAGGAAAUGCAAAGGGGUUUGAGAGUAAUAGUUCAGAGUAAAUCUGAGUUUCCAAAAGUAAAUUCUUCUCCCUGAUACUUUGAUACCUUUCUCAACCAUACAAUUUUAAUGUUAUUUAUUGGUUGGACAGUCGACUUUCUUGUGUCCUUUCAUCGGAUGCUUACAAACAGAGCAUUGAGGCUUUGAUCUUUGCUUUGUUGCAGUUUGUACAAUUUGGUUAACUGUCAUGAAAAAGAAGAAGUUUCUUAAUGCUAAGAGGUACAUUGUAUGUAUCUGAUUGUAUGUAUGUAACAUAUUUUUGCUCUGCAAAUCAGGAUUAUACAGCAUGGAUUAAGAAAGAUGCUUUUAUCAUUAUAAUAUGAUUUUAA